Messenger RNA from Lithohypha guttulata, 2343 nucleotides. RefSeq lists its product as uncharacterized. Lineage: Eukaryota; Fungi; Ascomycota; Eurotiomycetes; Chaetothyriales; Trichomeriaceae. The record is from RefSeq and is a predicted model, not a curated record. Bases 1 to 2343 code for a protein of 780 amino acids. Gene Ontology annotation, biological process: regulation of DNA-templated transcription; DNA-templated transcription. The transcript is spliced from 4 exons. Gene Ontology annotation, molecular function: DNA-binding transcription factor activity, RNA polymerase II-specific; zinc ion binding; DNA binding. Gene Ontology annotation, cellular component: nucleus.
AUGGAGGAGCGCUCGUACUAUGACUCAGCUGCCUUGCUGCAAGAUGGUUCAAAUCGACCCGAAGCUGCUAGUCAGAGCGAAGACUCUGAUGGUAGUGAUGGAUAUGAUCAAAAUAGAAAAAGAAAGAGACCCAUGAAUGUAACCUGCGAGGCAUGUAAGCAACGCAAAGUCAAGUGUGAUCGUGCUCAACCUUCCUGCGGAUGGUGUACGAAGAAUCAGCAUCCGUGCGAAUACAGGGAGCGUAAGAAGCCAGGCUUACGUGCGGGCUAUGGUCGCGAGCUCGAGGGACGACUUGACAAAUUGGAGUCCAUCAUCUACGAGCAAGGCAGACAACUUGCGGCCCACCUUCAGCAAUCAUGCAACUUGACUGAUAGAGGCAGUGUCUCGGUGCCUCGUCAGUCUCAUGAAGAGCUAGUCGGACAACUGCCAGGCACUACCUUUACGGGCUCCAUAUCCUACGACCCCGAAACAGCCCUCAAGCAGCAGAUGAUAGACCCGCAACUGAGACCAUCCUCGUCCCGGCAACAGUCUAUACAAUAUUCCUCGGGCCAACCGUUGUCUCUGGAACAAAACGCACAGUCUGUACACCACUACUCCGAUGCUUCUCCAGCUCACACACAACUAACAUCUCCGCAUUUAACAGGAGCACAACCAGUUUCCCAUCAGACACCAUAUUCUGAGAACACAGCUUCCUUACCACCGUACGACCUGUUGUAUACCCUUGUCGAUCUGUAUUUUCGACAUGUGAACGUAUGGCUUCCUCUUUUGGACAGGAAAUCAACACUCGACACUUUGUUUGGUCCAUCUCCGUUAGCUGAGGCUGAUAAAAUCGUCCUACACGCCAUAGUCACAGUCUCACUCCGCUUUUCAAAGGAUCCACGUUUAGCUUCAGAAAGUCGUCAACAUUACCAUGACAUAUCGAAGCAGAAGGUGCAACUAUUCGGUCUGGAGAACUCGAGCAUCCGAGCCUUGCAAGCCUUGGUGAUUCUAGCUUUGGAUGUGACAGGGGACACCAACGGUCCGCCCGGUUGGAACCUAUUAGCGCUUAUCAGUCGUAGCGUUAUUCAACUUGGGCUAUCGGUCGAAACAACUUCUAGCUUGGCUACGCCGUUGUACCCCUCUAUAGCCACUUUACGUGCAGCAGUGCUACCAGAAUCUCGGUCACCAAUCGAAGAUGAAGAACGAAGACGACUCUUCUGGGCUGUUUACAUGCUGGAUCGUUAUGCAACCGUUGCGACAGCAUUUGGAUUCGCACUGGAUGACAAGGAAGUUGAUCGCCGUUUACCUUGUCGCGACGAUCUUUUCUCCGCGAACAAAUCGGUGGACACGAAAUGGUUCCGUCACUCAGGUCAAAACAGAUAUUCCACGAACAUCCUAGAUGUACACGGCCACUUUGCCUAUCACUGCGAGCUUCUAGGAAUUCUUGGUCGCAUCCAUCUUUUUCUAAAACGUCCAAUUGAUAUCGGCAGUCUAACGGACGUUGAACAAUGGCAAGGGACUUAUCGAGCAUUGGACAGUGAACUGAACGCUUGGCACUUCGGCCUUCCUGACGACUUUGUCAACAUCACGCGCAUGAUGAAGACCGGCUCGUCAGCGAAGCCUGCCAAUUGUGGCUGGAUAGCACUUCAUGCGGCGUAUGCUUUUACCACUAUUCGCCUGAACUCGUCAGCUGCCUACCCUGCUCAAAGCUCACCAAUCUUUUCAUCCUCAUACAGUGCCAUGCAAAGGUGUCUAUCUGCGGUCGACAGCAUGCGGCAUCUGUGUCAGUUUGUGAAGAUCAGUGGCCUGUUAGACAAGCUUGGACCUCCAUUUGCGUUUGCGACGUGGGUCAGUGCCAGGGUCGCCCUUGUACACGGCUCGAUCAUGGACGAUGAUGUCGAUCCUGAUAUCGAUUACUUCGUGACGUUAUUGGCGGAGAUGGGACACUAUUGGGAUGUUGCCAGAAGAUAUAGUGAGAUCCUAAGUCGUGUUCUUGGGGAAUACAGGACAUCUCAACAUUCAGGUUCAGAGCGCAUAACGCCAUCAACGGUAAAGAUCCUGGCUGAUAUGCGAAGAUGCGCAUACGAUCUUGACUUUCUGAUAUCUCGACAGCCUCAGGCAUCAAUCAAAUCUUAUCAGCCAACCCGAGCUAAUACGCCAGCAGUCAACGAACUUGAGUACCUUGAUGUGUUCGAUUUGUUCAACUUUCCAAGAACGCACAUGUCUGCUGAUAACAUGUCCCAGAAUCAGCCUCCAGGCAGCUUAGCGACGCCAUUGCAGACGAACAAUCCGAGCAUGAUUGCGACGAAUCUCAACUUCUCUCAGCCAAAUCCGGAGAGCGAUUGGCUCUUUCACACGAACUAA